AUAAUUUUAAAUUAUAAGCAACUGCUUAUUACAUUUUUCAUUAGUAUAUAAUAGAAUAAUAAUAAUUUAAUCUUUCAACAUGUUCGGCUUUGGAGGUUGCGGCGGAUUCGGCGGCGGUCAAGGAUUUGGCGGACCUCAAGGGUUCGGCGGCUUCGGCGGGCAGAACUUCGGGCAAGGAAUGGCCCAAGGCAUGCACGGUGGAUUCAACCAAGGAGGAUUCAGGCCCAACGCAAUGCCUGGUCAUGGAGGCUUCGGCGGAGCACAGGCGAGCGGCGGUCAAGGGUUUGGCCACAGCCACGGUGGAUACGGCGGCGGCAUGCAGAACGGUUUGCAGUCAGGAAGCCAGGGUCAGAGCGGUGGCUACAGCAGUCAGCAGCCGCAGCAGCACGGGUACGGCAGCCAGGCCGGGUACGGUGGCGGCUAUCAAGGCGGAUACGGGCAAUAGAGUAGUGCUGUCCAUGUGCAAUUUAGCUAUUGAGAUAAGUGUAACAAGUUUGUCAUUGAAAGUCAGCGUCAUCGUUAUGUCUUUUGAAAUAAAACGUGUUAGUUGCUUUAAA
Trichoplusia ni (cabbage looper) is the source of this 557-nucleotide messenger RNA. Its product is annotated as glycine-rich cell wall structural protein 1.8-like. The transcript has 2 exons. Lineage: Eukaryota; Metazoa; Arthropoda; Insecta; Lepidoptera; Noctuidae. The coding region runs from base 80 to 445 and encodes 121 amino acids. The record is from RefSeq and is a predicted model, not a curated record.